This is a messenger RNA of Brassica rapa (field mustard), 2034 nucleotides long. Its product is annotated as GPI transamidase component PIG-S. The record is from RefSeq and is a predicted model, not a curated record. NCBI's taxonomy places the organism in Eukaryota, Viridiplantae, Streptophyta, Magnoliopsida, Brassicales, Brassicaceae. Gene Ontology annotation, cellular component: GPI-anchor transamidase complex. Gene Ontology annotation, biological process: attachment of GPI anchor to protein.
ACCAACGCAGUAGUAGAGGAAGUGUUGUGGCCAUCUCUUCAACUCUCACGAAGACGAUGGAAGAAACCUCCGAUCAUCCGAAUCCGACUACAUCCACUCCCGGAACCACGCCGGAGCUCGAUCCGAAGACCAUGCGUUCUUCAAAACCCGGGUUAAAGCGCCUCCUCAUCACCACCACCGUACUCUUCUCGUUCCUCUCAGGUCUGCCGUUUCUAUGGAAGUCAGUCGAAAUCUACCGAUCUCAAUUACCUUUCCACGACAUCGACUCACUCUCGGACCAAAUAAAGUCGACGCCUUUGCGGUUCCCCUGUACUUUUCACGCCGUAUUCAUUGGGUUCGGGUCCAACGAUCCGGAUCAGUUGCGAUCUGAGAUACAAGACGGUGUGAAUCAGUUGACCGGUGGAAGUUCACAGUGUGGCUCUUGCAAUGUGUCUAUCUCCGUCACGGUUCAAAGCCCAGAUGAGCUCUGCUCUGAGACCUUUCCUUCCACGUGCUCUUACCGCUGCGGAGUGAUCAAAAGAGAUUCUUUUGGUGGUGGGUUGGAUGAUGAGGUGGAUGAGUCGUUGGAUGAUGUGUUUGGUGGAUGUUCUGGGGGUAUUGGGAAGAUGUAUAGUGUUGUUGUGGUGAAUAAAGAGAAGGGUAAUGGUGGUGGAGAUGAGGUGAAGGCUGUGGUGGGGAAGAGGAGGCAUGCGUGGAUUGUGGGGAGUGGGUUGGAAGAGAGGUAUGGAGAGGUGGUGGGUAGAGUUUCUGAGGUUUUUGUUAAUGUGUUUAUGAAUGGUGGAAGAGAGGAGGGAGACUCUAUUCGUGGGGAGUUUAUGCCUGUGGGAUCAGAUGGGAGGCUUGUUCUUUCUUUUAGCCUGUUAAAUUCCAAUCCACGUGAUUGGAUCUAUGAUUGGGACUUUCAGAGGAUAGACGAGGGAUUGUUAGCUCCUGUGACUAAGGCUUUAGCGCCUAUAGCUGAUAUAAGUGUUGAAAGUCAGGUUUUGUAUCACACACCGAAGUCUUCGUUUUCAUCUUGGGAUGAAAAACUUCAGAGCUACAUCUUCAGGACCAGUGAUCUUCCCUUCUUUGUGAACUCGAACGAAUGGCACUUGGAUACUUCUGCUGGAGCCAGUGGACGGUCCAAAAUACUGCAAUUUGUGGUAUAUAUUCCAUCUGGAAAAGAAUGCCCUCUUCACUUGCAGUUGCCAAAUGGGGAGAUAUCUAAAACAAAUGGCUUCAUAUCUCCGAUGUGGGGCAGUGUGAUUGUAUGGAACCCGAGAAAUUGUGAUAAGGAUUCUGAAAGCCCAAGCAGGAACAUGAUAUCGCCUCAGGAUCUAGAGCAAAUAGUUGAAGUUUUCUUGGGGCAAUUUCGACAACUUUUUGGUUUUAAGUCGGAAGCUAUUUAUACCAGUGAAUUGGGCAGUUACAAGAUAUUACCUAGUGAAAGAGGCUUUACAGAGUGGGAACUGGAUGUCUUGUCACGGAAACACACGUGUUUCAAUCUCCACUCUUGUGCAACAACCCUCGGCUCUCUUUCUAGAUUGGUUCAGUCACUCCCCAGGAUGAUAAUCAAGGAUGAGAUUGGAGAACAAGUGAAAUACUCUCUGAAAGCAGCAAAGUUGGCUCAAUCCAAUGCUUCUCUGGGUGGAUACAGUUCUUCAGCCAGUUCAUCAAGAGAAGCAAGGUCUCUAGCUGAGAAUGCCUUCUUCCAUCCAUCCAUCAUGUCCGUCAGCUACUUCUCUUACGAACAUUGCUUUGCUGUGUACUCGCCGUUUUUCCUACCUGUUGCUGGACACGUUGUCCUUGCAGCACUACGGGAGUGGAAAAGAUACAAACAAGAGAAGGCAAAGUACUUGACAUGGCUAACCAGGAAGAAGACGGCCUAGGACCCUGUGGUCACUUUGAACAUUAGUGUAAACCCUUUUCAUUUUUACAGAUCCUUUGUAAUUUCUAAGCUUUUUGGUUGUUUGUAUUCAAAAUUACGCAACAGCAUUGUAUCAGAGAAGAGACCAUAGAUUUUUGACUGAUUUAGUUUCUGAGUUUUCCUACGCU